Chelmon rostratus (copperband butterflyfish) is the source of this 1137-nucleotide messenger RNA. Its product is annotated as WD repeat-containing protein 88-like. Gene Ontology annotation, molecular function: protein binding. The transcript has 11 exons. The record is from RefSeq and is a predicted model, not a curated record. The coding region runs from base 1 to 1137 and encodes 378 amino acids. Lineage: Eukaryota; Metazoa; Chordata; Actinopteri; Chaetodontiformes; Chaetodontidae.
AUGAGUCGGAGGCUGAAAGGGUGUGAUGAUGAGGAUGAAGAACUGGUCCCAGUGAAGGUGUUCCGAGGUCACAGCGGCACCGUCACCGCUGCUCGACUCUGUUUCAACGGCAGCAGCAUCUUCAGCUGCUCCACAGACCGCACCGCCAUCCUCUGGGAUGUGGAGAGCUGCAGACCUCUGAGGGUGUUUGAUGGACUUCAUGGUAAAACCAUCACUGAGUGCGCUCUGAUCCCAAACAGCAGCAGGGUGGUGACUGUCUCCUGGGAUAAGUCGAUGGUGUCCUCAGACCUGGAGACAGGACAGACUCUGUGGAGGUGGAGGCAGGCCGGCCUGCUGACCUCUUGCAGCUCCUCGUGUGACGGCCAGCUGCUGGUUUGUGCCGCAGAUCCUCAGAACAGCGUUUACAUCGUGGACGCAGCCGGCGGACAGACGGUGCACCACGUCAGCGAUCAUCACCGUUCCACCAUCACACGGUGUCGGUUCGACCCUCGCAGCCAGCGAGUGGCCACUGUGUCUGCGGACCGAAGCGUCAAACUGUGGGACCUGCUGUCUCAGAAAACCACCGUGUCCGUCAACAGUUACCAUGGCAACGUUGUCUCUGACUGCUGCUUCACCAACAAUGGGCACUUCCUGUGCACAGCAUCAUGGGAUAAAAGCUUAAAGCUGUGGGACCUGCAGGCGGGAGGGUUUCGAUCUCACGGCGGGACGACUCUGCAGAGCGGCCAUGAAGGCAGCGUGAGCUCCUGCAGCUUCUCUGCUGACGCAAAGCUGCUGGUGUCUGGCUCCUACGACAGGACCGUUGCACUCUGGGAAAUGUCCUCCCUCUGCCAGACUCUCAUCCUGAAGGGACACAGUGAUUGGGUGACGGAUGUGUCAGUCAGCUCUGACAGGAAGUUGGUAGUCUCUGCCUCCAAGGACAGGACUGUCAGGCUGUGGGACAUAGAGAACAUGGAGAGAAUCCCAGGAGUCCUGCAGAGGAGGGCUGAAGGAACAGGAAGUCACAUCCUCGAGUGUGAGGAGUGUGGGAAGCCCUUCCCUGCGUCCAGACGACAGACCUCAGAGCCGCUGACUCAGUGCGUCUUCUGUCGACUCAAAUCGCCCUCCAGAUACCGACCACAGCCCCCACCUCCCGUCUAA